Corythoichthys intestinalis (scribbled pipefish) is the source of this 3440-nucleotide messenger RNA. It is a transcript of the gene ky, whose product is annotated as kyphoscoliosis peptidase. Gene Ontology annotation, cellular component: cytoplasm. The transcript has 7 exons. NCBI's taxonomy places the organism in Eukaryota, Metazoa, Chordata, Actinopteri, Syngnathiformes, Syngnathidae. The coding region runs from base 78 to 2357 and encodes 759 amino acids. The record is from RefSeq and is a predicted model, not a curated record.
CCGCCAGGAGACCACUUCAUGCCAGGCUGAAGGGCAAACCUUUCAAGUCCGCUCCGGGCCGUGAUGAUUUUCGCGUAAUGUCUGCCGAGGUGGGAAUCCAGAAGUUCUCCUUCCCCUUUACCCGCGCCACCCGACAAGACGAGGGACGCGUCCAUGUGAAAGCCCCGCCGCUGGCGGCGGCUGAGGCCGAAGACCAGCGCCCGGUGGCCAAGAGGCAGCUGUCGUCCGAGAGCGCGGCCGGGGGGAGUGCAGCGGCGGUCAAGAAAAGCGCCGUGAGGACCGAGGAGCCGAGGGGGGACCCCGGCACCAGGGUGGUAGUCAAGGGCCCGUCGGCCAAAAGGAAGAAGAGGAAAGAGCUCUUCGCCAGUACCGAUGUCUUCCACCGAGUGGACUCGCACGUCAUCAGAGCGGGGGCAGAGCUGAAGGAAAAAGGCGUUUCUGACGUAGCCGAUAUCGUCCGCGGCAUCGCCUGCGUUGCCGCCAGCCCGCUGGAAAAAAUCCGCGCCGUCUGGCUUUGGCUAUGUCACAACAUCGAGUACGACGUGAGCGGUUACAUGGGACGCUCGGAGAAGCUGUCCUCGCCGGAAGACGUCAUCGCUAGCGGUCGCGGCGUUUGUAGUGGUUACUCAGGGCUCUGCCUGGAAAUGUGCAGGCUGCUGGGCAUCCAGUGCCAAGAGGUGGCGGGCCACAGUAAGGGCAUCGGCUACCGCCAGGGCCAAUGUCUCAGGGAGGUGAAAUCCGAUCACCUGUGGAACGCCGUGUUCCUGGAGGGACAGUGGUUCCUCAUGGACGCCUGCUGGGGAGCCGGACGAGUGGACGUGGAACACCAGAGCUUUGUCAAAAGGUUGGAUGACUUCUAUUUCCUGACGGAGCCUGAGGAGUUCAUUGAGUCACAUUUCCCUGACGAGGAGAGGUGGCAGCUAUUGGAGAAGCCCAUCACCCUGGAGGACUUCCAGAGGCGAGUCUUCAAGACCUCGGCCUUCUUCCAAAUGGGGCUCAGCCUCAUCCGGCCUCUCCACUCCCACCUGUUUACCGAGCGAGGAGAGGCCAGUAUUUCCCUGGGUUUCUCCCAGCCCGUGGCCUUUACAUACGAAAUGACGCCGCAGCGAGACUUCCUCCACUGCGGCGCCCUGGAGCGGAAGGAGAGCGGCCCGACCUCCUCAGGCCUCCUGACGCUGUCCCGGCGCCGCAUGGACCUGCGGGUUCUGCCGCCCGCUGCCGGCGCCUAUGACCUGAGGCUGUACGCUCGGCCGGACAGCGCCAGCGGGUUACUGAGUUGGGUCUGCUCCUUCACGCUGGAGUGCUCGGAACCCCGGUCUGCCGAGGAGAUCCCCGAGAACCCCUACCUGUCGUGGGGGCUGCUGCCAGGGGUGAAGGCCAUGGGAGUGGUGGCAGCCGAACCAGGCGGCGAGGCGGCCGAAACGGAAGACGGGCGCCUGGAGCUACGCUUAAAGACGUCACGCUCGCUCAUGAUGCUGUGCGAAUUGGUCCACCCAAAGCUGGAGGCUGGCGUAACCAAGCGUUGCCUGGCGUGCCAGAUCCAACCAGACCUCCUCACCUGCAAUGUGGCGUGCCCGGCACCAGGCUCCUACCGCCUCUCAGUUUUUGUGCGGGAUUACGAGGAAACAGACGGCCGCUUUCAGAACGCUGCUAACUUCCUGCUGCGCUGCCGCGGGAGGACGGUAAGCCAGGACCAGCUCUUCCCGCCCGACUUGAGCUCGUGGUGCGGGCCGGGCACUCGCGCCUCUGAGGCCGGGCUGUGCGAGUUCAGCCACCAGGGGGCGCUAGUCAGCGCGCCGCAGGGCAAGUGCAACAUUACCUUCCGCAACCGGCGGGACCUGGAGUUGUACGCCACGCUAAACCGGGCGGAGGAGGGGCCAGCGUCGGCUUUCCCGCUGGCGCGACAUCUUUUCUCCACACACGUGGACGGCAAAGUGACGCUGAGCGCGUCUCUGCCGGGGCCUGGGACGUACCGGCUGGGGCUGUACGCCAGGAUUGCCCCCGGCGGUGACUUCAAGCCUGUGUGCGACUUUGUGCUGAGGAAUGUUUGCGAACGAAACAGACUCCCUUUUCCUCACGUCUACGCAGCCUGGAAGAAGGGCUGCGUUCUCUUGGAGCCCCGAGCGGGCCUGCUGGACGCCUCCUCCCGGCUGUGCUUCCGGGUCAAGGUCCCCGGGGCGCGCAGGGUCUGCGUGGUGGGCCGGGGGAGGACAGAGCUUCAGCUCAACAAGAGCCGGGUGUGGGAAGGCGAGGUGUCGGGCGAGGAGGGCGCGGCCCAGCUUAAGCUGGUCGCUGACUCCGGAGAUUCCGCCGACAUGGCCGUUCUGAUGACCUUUGACGUUCGAAAGACAGAAUAAAGUCUUUGGACUGAAUUUUGGACUAGAUUCUAGUCUGUACACAUAAUCCAAGAACUUUUAUUGUAUAUAAUAAGACUGACUCAAACAAUUAUUUUGAUUGUCGACUAAUUGCUUACGAUUUUUGCAAGAUGUGAACGUGAUCGUUCGUGUUAAAGGAAGAGGCUCAAUAAACAGGAAAUGCUCUAAAACCAACAUGAAAUCAUCCUAAAUGUACUGUAAGUGCCCACAGAAUGCCCCAAAAUGUACUAGAAAUGACCCCAAAUCAACAAGAAGUGACUCAGAAAUGCCCUAAAAUCAACAGUAAAUGACCAAUGUCCAAAAAGUGACCUGAAAAUGCAUGAAAUGAAAAAAAUAAAUUGAAUGCGUAUGAGACUUUACUUUGACGUUGAUCUUAUUUGUAAUAAACAUUGAAAUAAAGGUAACUGUGUUUGUGCUGCCUACUUUAUGCCCACUCAGGUCCACUGUAUGUCUUGUCAUGUCAACUUAAAGCAUUUAGCUGUGAUAAGCUCCAGCACCCCCGCGACCCUUGUUAGGAUAAGCGGUUCAGAAGAUUAAUGGAUGAAGGAAUUAUAUGAAUGUUAUGGAGAGUGAUUAUAAGUAUGGCGUUAAAGGUGAUGCAGUAAAAAAUGUCGGCGUGACUUCUUUGUGCUGGUGCACCUUCAGAAUUGUUAGGUGCAACCAGUGCAAAAAGUAAGUGUGGAGUCUUGGCAAUACACAUCGCAAUGUUAUUUUUUUCCAAUAUCAUUCAGGCCUAUCCCAAACAGAGCUAUUCAAGUUUUUGGGUGAAAAUUCUUCUUUGUUUUACAUCUUGACACUGUUUGUGUUCAAUCCUCGGUUCAGUUAUUGUUGCAGCUUUUUUGAAAGCUUAGGUUUUAGGAAAUUCUAAAUAUCCAUCUCCUCUGUUGUAGUUUUGGCUAAGCAAAGCAAAGGACUGUCUCUAAGGUGCUAGUUACGUGAUAUGUCCGAAAAAUCAUUUUGACCCAUUAUGAAAUUCCUUGUAGGAUUCUUGUUCAUUUCAUUUUUGAUGUUUGUUUUAUUGCUUUGCAACUUUUAUAGAUAACAUUUGAACGGUUAGGUCUUUAU